This is a messenger RNA of Schistocerca nitens (vagrant locust), 8010 nucleotides long. It is a transcript of the gene Ephrin, whose product is annotated as ephrin-B1. Gene Ontology annotation, cellular component: plasma membrane. The transcript is spliced from 6 exons. Lineage: Eukaryota; Metazoa; Arthropoda; Insecta; Orthoptera; Acrididae. Gene Ontology annotation, biological process: axon guidance; ephrin receptor signaling pathway. The record is from RefSeq and is a predicted model, not a curated record. Gene Ontology annotation, molecular function: ephrin receptor binding. The coding region runs from base 49 to 894 and encodes 281 amino acids.
AGACGAGGAUGUAGCCAAUGUAUAGUGCGUAAGGCUUUAGUGAUCAGCAUGCAGCCUGGGGCCGGCCUCACGCUUGUGCUCUUAGUGUCACUGGAAACUGUGCUUCUGUCCACCGUCAGUGACUGCACCAAAUCCUUCCACGUGCACUGGAACACCACAAAUCCAAUAUUUAGGAUAGACAACACCGAUCACAUAAUAGAUGUGAAUAAAGGGAACAUACCUUUCGAGUACGACCAGGUGAACAUCAUCUGCCCAGUCUACAUGCCUGGAACUCACGAGGAAGACGCUGAAAAGUAUAUCAUAUACAAUGUGUCAAAAGAAGAAUAUGAUACAUGUCGGAUAACAAAUCCAAAUCCUCGUAUCAUAGCCAUCUGUGAUAAACCAUACAAAUUAAUGUACUUCACCAUAACAUUUCGGUCGUUUACUCCUCAACCUGGAGGUCUUGAGUUCCAGCCAGGACAGGACUACUACUUCAUCUCAACCUCAUCUAAGGAUGACUUGCACCGCCGCAUUGGUGGUCGCUGCUCAUCACACAACAUGAAAGUUGUGUUCAAGGUCUGCUGCCGUCCCCAGGACCACAGCAAUCAGACCAUCCCAAACAAGCAGGCCAGUACAACAGUAAGCUCAACCGCAGCUACAACUGCUGUGACAACUACUCCCAGCUCAACCACUUUGUCUGCUUCAACCUCACAGAAGCCCACAUCUUUCAAGGACUUAGAUGCAUCUACACACAAUACAAAGUCUACUCCAAAGAAGACAAAGGAUUACAAUGAUCAUGAGAAUGAAAUCUUGAAGAAUGAAGAGCUAACACUGAACAAUGCUGCAAAUAGUCACGGUGUGAUGAUUAUUGUGAGUGGACUGCUUCCAGUCGUGGUUCGUCUAGUUGGGCGGUGAGGAGGCCUCAACAUUCAACAGACUCCUUGUAAUAUAAGUGUACAUUAUUUAUAUGUGCCAUUUGUGGCUUUUGACUGAAUGAGGAAAGAACAAUUUCAAUCUGGCACUGCUGUGUCUCUCACUCUCUCUUUAUUCUUUGUCCCAUCCCCUAUUCCUGCUUCCUGUUCCCAGGCCUUUCAACAGACAUUCCAGAUCAAAGAACUGGCACCCAGCACAGAAUUUCCUUUUCCUGGAAUAAUGUAUGUACAGCCAUUAUAAUGAAUGAGAGAGUAAGUACUUGUUUUUUCCUUGUGUUAAAUAGCAUUCAUCUGUCUAUAUGUAUGUGGAUGUGAGUGAAGCUGGAAUCUUCAUUUAGAUUUGAAUGGUAUCUCAUAUGUUUUAAUAAGCUUGAGCAGACCAAUCAUACAAACUUGUGUGUGACAUUUAUAAUAUGUGGUAUAGUGAUUGUGUAACCACUAACAGGGAAGUGAGAAAAACUUUAAUAGUGUAAGUUUUAUUAGCCUUUGUUCCCAUAGCUGCAGCUUGCAGGAAGAAAUACAUUCACUUUGGUUCCAUUGUAGUAUUUAUAACAGUUUAAUUUUAUUUCUUGAACUGAACAGGUGUAACUGUGAAUGGAAAUCUCAUUGUUAGAUGCUUUUGCAGUUAUAGUUGGAACUGAUACUGUAGAAUCUGGAAGCAUAAAUUAUGAAGAAUGUAACUAACAUAUUCCUUAUUUAUGAGGUCACCAUUGCUUAGUGGUGUAAAAGAUGUUGUGUUUUAGAAAUGAACAUUUCUGUGUGAAAGUGCAGCUACUUGAAGAAGAAUGCAUGUUUAAUGAUGACAUUGAAUUUGUGCAGUUACAUGAAUGUGCACAUUCACUCAUGAGACAAGAUGCAUGUUGACUUUUUGAGAAGUAUGUUGUGAUAGUAACUAGUGAGUAGGUAUAUACUAUUAUAAAAUGCCAUUGUAAACAAAGUACUAUUUCUUAUAGUUGCCUUGUUACAGUGUAUGAAAUAUUUUCUAGUACACAAAUUAUAGAGGGAUGGUAUUCACAUAAAACCAUAGUAAAAUAUCUGUAAAUUACAAUUUGGCAGUCAAUUUUGGAAGCUUCUCACUUUAGUGAAUUGUUUGCUGUAUGUUGCUGCAUCCGCUGAUAUAUUACAAGUGGUGCUUAGUCAUAAACUGUCUUAGCUAUUGUUCACCAAAGCAUUUCUUUACAUUUACCUUGGUGCUCAGUCAUUUCAAGCAUAUGACCUGGGCACAGAAAUAAGGCUGUGAUAUUUAGAUACUGUGGUAGAAAAUGGUUUUCAAAUCAAAUUUUUCAUUGAAACAUUCCUAAGUGGGUCCGAUUGUGAGGUAAAUAAACCUUUAACCCUGCCAUAAUUUUACUGUUGGAUUUGUGCCUUAAAAUAUCUGAGCUCUACCCAUGUUUCUGAAUUUCAUAUGCUACAUAUAUUGCCCAGGCCAAAUGCUUUACAAUACAGUGCAGCAUUAGACAUUGAUAAAAAUCAAAAAGGAAAGAACUGUGAAAAACCCACUCCCUUCAGUUUCAAUGUGAUUGGGUGUAAUGUAAAUAUUAAACAUUUGUGAUGUUGCUCUUAAUAUUUUAUUGCUUGUCAAUUUAUUUCUUAUGUCCUGCUAGUGUGAUUAUGUAGUGCUCCAUUACUUUUUCCUUCUUUCUCUUUUCUUUCUUUUUUAUACUUUUACUUGGAGAGAGUUUAAGAAAAACGACAAUACAGGAAAGAGAAGCAUAUAAUUUCUGGUGAAAACACUGAUUUUUGUAAUGUCAGUGUCCAUACGUAUUGUUGUUCUCAGCUAGCAACAUGAUACUGCAGACAUUACCAUGGAAAAGUCAUCAAGAGACAUGAAAGCUGAGAAUCUAAAUUAAAUUCUAUUGUAGUUGAAACAACCAUUAGUUGUGCUUUGUAAUUACAUGUAUAUACGGUAUAUAAGUAUUUAAGUGCCAUAAAUGGACGUGUUUGCUGUACAUUUUCCUCCUUUCACAUGAAACAUUAUUUCAGUGAAAAUAUGUUAUUCAAAAUGUAUAGUCUUAUAUCAGAGUAAGUGACUAAAAUAUCUACCUGUAUGGUUUUGUCAACAGAAAAUAAUGUAGAUCAAACUCCUGGAGCACAGCUACAGCACUCUUGGCAGCUGAGGUACUUAUUUUACAAAUUAAAAGUGAAAAAAUAAAGUUAAGCUGAUGAGAUACUAAUUCAACCUAGAUAUGUCAGAGUCAACAUAUGAGAACCUUAUAUCCAUUACUACUAUUCUUGCCAUCCAGCAAUGUGGGCAAACCAAGGAGCAUGUUUUCUUGUCUUGACCCACUAUCACUAGUGCACAAAAUAAUUGGUAACCUUUAUAAUGUAUUGUGCAUUCAGUGCCUUUGAAAUUAAAGUAUCGAGGAAAUGCGGUUAUUGGCCAGCAUUGUCACAAUACAAUGUUUCAAGCAAAAGAUGGGCCAGGAAAAUACUGAGUAAUUAUAUGAAAUGCUUUGUGUACUUAUAUUUUAAGAUUUAAGCUAAAAUAAUUGAGCUCAAAGUCCUAAGAUUUUCUUUGUAUUACUGACCCAUCUUUUGUUUGAUGAACUUGGCCAUAUCUUGCCUACGUGUUUUGUGAAUAUAUUGCUCAUGUCAUGUCAAGACAGUCUAUAUGCAAUGGAAUUGAUGUCGAGACAUUCAUAAGUCAAGCUCUGUCUGUCUUAGACUUCAGUAAUAUAGCUGAAAAUGUACUUUUUGAUUUUUACAUCAUUAACAUAAUUCUGACACUUCAUCAAAACUGACCUGUUUGAACUAUGUACUUAGACAAAUAUCUUUUAAGUGUAUAGGUAUAAUUCACCAUUUCUUGCUUUUCGAAUUCCAACUGCGCAUCUGCCAGGAACUAAUGGAAGGAACUGUCAUGGAGUCUAAAAGCAUCUGCUGUUUAUUUUUUCUGUUCUGUUAUACAGACUUUUCACUUCUGGUCUUGGUUUUAUCCUCUUGAGUUUAUUUCCAUAAUUGCCAAAAUACUGUCGCUGCAUGCCUUCACAGAUGUAUAAAUAUUACACUGACACUACAGGAUAUGUCCAAUAUUUCAAGUCUUGUCUUGAUCUAUUAAAUACUGAAAAGCUCCAAAGUAAUUCAUUAUUUCACUAGUCAUUCAUUCCAUGUUGUGCUCUGCUGAGCUUUUCAUUCAUGUUAAUGAACAGUAUUCACCAUGUACUUAAAAGCUACUAACUUCAUCAUCUUUCCGAAACAAGUAUUGUAUGAAAAUGAUUGCCUUGUACUCUAAGUUGCAGAGCCAUAUUCUCUGCAAUAACAAGAGACGGCGGCAAAACUGGUUUCUUUUUCAGGAUAUGUAUUAAUGAAAAUUUCAGUAUUUCAGGAUGUAAGUUGUUAAUGAAUGUGUUGCAAGAAAGGUAUAGUGACAUGUAUUGUGUACUGCCAUUCAAACCAAAUAAUUAUACACCUAUGACUAGUAGGGUUUUUUUUUAAUGACAUACACAGAAUUCUGGUUUUAAAAUUGUAAUGCCUAUGACUCUUUUUUUUUUAAUUUACCAGAGUACCUGUACAUUCCAAAAUACUUCAAUAACAUCCAGAAACAUAAGCUCAUCUGUUUGAUAAGUAUCAUAAAAUAUUAAAUAGUUUUGUAUUUAAAUUAUUACUUUUAUAGAUUAAAUAUGUGAAGCAGUGUCAUUUUUAGAAGUACUGCACUAUUCAUAAUUCAGUGAUAACAGUUUUUUAAAAUGUUAUAAUUUUGCAUUGGUUCUAAUUUAUGGAUUUGUAAUUGUUUCGGAAAUUCAUAGACUAAAACUUAGAUCAUUACACAGAUAUUAGUUUACAAAAUUGCAGAUAUUUAUUCUACAUCUCCAGUGGUUUCUUGGAUAUGAGAAUGAAGAUUAAACAUAUUUUUGUAAGUCUCCUUAAAAAUUUUCUUAAUCUAGAAUCAGAGUGAUUCCUCUGUAUAUAUAUUGUGAAUAAAUCAAAACAAGCUUAUUUACAUAACUGAUAUAAGUUCAACAGACUAUGAGCAUAGUGCUCAAAUCAAAAUUACAGUGUUGCAGUUUUUGUUUAAUGUGUGAUACUCUACUAAAAGUCGUAGUAUUUGGUUCAUUGCUGCUGUUAGCUGUCUACAUGUGUGCAGAGAAGCAUGCACAUAUAUGGGUGUGCACAGAAAAUCUGCACGUGCAUACUCACUUCACCCAUAAUCACAUGCUCACACACAUAGACUCACCUAACUGGGAUGUGGGGAAAGGCAAUUGAGCCAAAGUAUGUUGAACAAUUGCAUAAUUGGGCCUACUUUCUGUCUCUCUUUCCCUCUCUGUCUGUUUCAGAGUGUGUGUGUGUGUGUGUGUGUGUGUGUGUGUGUGUGUGUGUGUGUGUUUGUGUUUGUGUUUGUGAGUGAGAGGGAAUAUUUUUGUUUCUUUGUGUAUAUUGGUGGUAUAGCAUGUGUGAGCAUGUACAUUGAUGUAUAUGUUAGUGCUUCUGCACUUGUGUGAGUGUGAAAUAAAUGUGUAUUAUGUAGAAAAUAGAAAUAGACUUUAACCCAUUCUAAAUCCUCUCAUCAGCAAAGCCUAUUUAUUGAACAAAACUUUACCAGUGUUUACAUGCUCAUGACUCAACAACUUGUCUUGAAGCUGUUAUUGAUGAAAACCAAUACCAUUACAGGAAUUUCAUUUAUGUAUUUUUACAUAGCCCUUUCUGCAUUCCAGAACAUUUUCCUGUUUGAACUGAAACUGCCGCAGGGUACAGCAGCAGUUAAGUUCAUUUGAAGGUAAAUGACAGUCCAGAAUACCAAAAACUUGACAAUAUUUUGAUCAGUGUAGAGCUGGUGUACACUUUUAAAGUUUAGUUCUGCUCAAAUACUGAGUUAUUUCCCCCAGACAGCAGUUUUAAAGAUAUUACAUGCACAGUAGAUUAUCAAGUUGGUGUCUGUAAAUGAAACACAGCUGUAUUAUCUUUAUGUCUUUGUUGUGUGAUGACCUUGUGUCAUAUAGAUUUCUGGCAUGUGUAACAGGGUUACUGAUACGCAUAUUUUCAGCCUUUUUCAUAUACUUUUUUUAUAAAACGCUUAUUUAUGUUUACUUAAGCACUGGAUUUUUUUGAGAACUAUGUUUCAUUGGUAGCACUAUUUUCAGAAUAUGACAUUUUUGUGAGAUGUAAAGUUUAUUAUUUUAUGAAAUCAUGUGCUAGUUGCGUCAGUGCAAUUCUGCAGACCAUAAAUUGAUAGCUUCAGUUAUUUUUUCAGUGAUUUAAAACAGUUUUAUACUAUUGAAAUCGGUGUAAUAAUAUGGCAGUUGUGCAUCUGGCUUGAUACACAUAUUUUCAUAGGAUAAGCAUACAUUUAAUUCUAUUGGUAAUCAUCCCUUCGUCGCUUAUUUUAGAACUCCCAAGAGUAAAAUUUCAAUUACUGUGUGGUUCCUGCUCAAGCACUCAGUUUGUAACAGUGUUACACAUUGGAACAAAUAAUUAUCUUUUUAAAGUUCUUGCUAUUGUUAGGACCUUCCUUUAUUCUGUACACUUUCCUAUGUUUCUGUUGUACAGAAAUUACAGAUGAGUAUAACAUAUUAUGUAUUUUUUUAAAUAAGCAAGCUUACAAUAACAAAUGGGUUCUUAUUCAUGGCCUAAACAGGAGACAUUUUCUUCAGUUAAUUUUGAUAUGGUUUAUCAGUGCUUCUGAUCCAAGUUGCUGAGCAACAUUGUCUGAAUAUAAAACAUUUUCUUUCACCUGCACAGUAUAUCUAGAAAUAACAACAGUGGAUGAACUGAGUUCUCUCCUUCCCUAAGUGGAGAUUUAACAGUGUGCAUUAAAAAUUAUUUUCAUUUGUAAGUGAUGUACAUUGCAACUCUGUUGUUUACAUUAACACAUAUCAUUCAGAAUUUUUAACCCAAUUAGCUUCCCUGCUUAAUGAAUUAUCCACUGCACAUCAUUGAAUAAUGGAACGUAUUUAUUUAUUUUUGUUAAUGUAACAGAGAGUUUUGACAAUGAUUUACUGUACAAAUGCAAUGAGUAAAUAUUAUUUGCACUUGACAUGAACAGAUAGGUUUAUAAAAUGUUCCGCUACUGCUGUCACUUUCUGAUGUGUAUGCAAAAGUGUAUAUGAGAGUUUAGACAUUUUCAUGUGCGAAUAACCUCUCCGGACCUGGAUUCAAUCCUGGAUAGGAGUGGGGAGUUUUCCUCAUUCCAGCCCUCCAAUAAGCCCACAGGGUCACAUAGCCUGCUAUCAAAUGAGAACCAGUGAUCUUUCCAUCUCCUAGAGCCAUGGAGAAGAAAGGUUGCAGUGUGCCUGCAAUCAGACCAAUAGCCCAGUCAUGGGCUUGAGCCACAGAUUUUACUUCACUUUUUAAAUAAACAUUCCCACAAGGAAGAAUACUCUUUCUAAGGUCUGUUUCUUCUCUGUAUACAAAUGAACUGUUUUAUUAUUAUUAUUUUAAGGAAUUUAGUUUCCACAUGGUUCUAAACAAGAGGUUUGUACUUUUCUGGCCUAAUUUUUUACAAAUUCAAUGCAGCACAUAUGGAGGUGAUGAGGGAAUUCUUUCGUAUUUUGUAAUCUCAUGUUGAACAGGAAAUACAAUAAACCUGCUAUCACUAUCAUUAUGCAUGAAACAACUGUUUCAUUGUUUACUAUCUUCCAAGACCUAGUACAAGCCAUUUAUAAAUAACUACAUUCAUAGAGUUUUACUAUUAUGUUUAGCCAAUGCUGUUCUCAGAAUAAAUGCACGGUCAAUUACAUGUAUGUUUCCAAUAGAAAUGUUUUUUUUUAAUACACAUAAUAAACAGUGAGGAUUUGAGGAAAUUCAUUGUGAUCAAUUACUUUGGUCAUCCUUUAUUACACACAGAAAAUUUAGGUCUGCAAUGAUUGUGCUGAUGUCAACUGGUUGUAAAUCAGCUGUUCAAAAAGGUUAAUUAUUUCAUCUGUCUGUUUAAUGUUUAUAGAGAUAUAUAUAAUGUAUUUCCUUAAAAAAGUACUCAUCAGACUGUAUACAUAAAAAAUACAGUGAUCUGAUAUAUGUGUGCAGAAGUGUAGUGGAUUUGUCAAAUGGUACAGUGGAUGUUUUUCCUGUUAUUUAUAUUCAGCACCUUUGUCACUAUACACCAUAAUCCAUGAUGGGAAAUAUUUUAUAACUGACUUUUGUACAGAAUAAAAUAUAAUUAUUGUAA